Wallemia mellicola CBS 633.66 is the source of this 2062-nucleotide messenger RNA. RefSeq names its product 78 kDa glucose-regulated protein. Gene Ontology annotation, cellular component: cytoplasm; membrane; endoplasmic reticulum chaperone complex. Gene Ontology annotation, biological process: protein refolding; endoplasmic reticulum unfolded protein response; cellular response to unfolded protein. NCBI's taxonomy places the organism in Eukaryota, Fungi, Basidiomycota, Wallemiomycetes, Wallemiales, Wallemiaceae. The transcript has 2 exons. Gene Ontology annotation, molecular function: ATP binding; ATP-dependent protein folding chaperone; ATP hydrolysis activity. The coding region runs from base 23 to 1987 and encodes 654 amino acids. The record is from RefSeq and is a predicted model, not a curated record.
GGCAUCUUAAACUCAAACGACAAUGAUGUUCAAUUAUAGGCAUACUUUUAGCCUCUUAUUAAUUGGAUUCCUAGCUAUACUAGGAUGCUUAUCAGCUGUACAAGCGCAAGAGAACGAUUAUGGAACUGUUAUUGGUAUUGAUCUUGGUACUACUUACUCUGCUGUCGGUGUGCUCCGUGGUGGUCGCGUAGAAAUCAUCGCAAACGAACAAGGAAACCGUAUCACUCCAUCCUGGGUGGCAUUCACUGAUGAAGGUAGAUUAGUCGGUGAAUCCGCUAAGAACCAAUACGCUCAGAACCCUUCAAACACUGUAUUCGACGCUAAGCGUUUCAUCGGUCGUAAAAUGGAUGACCCAGACAUGAAGCGUGACGCUAAGCACAUGCCAUUUGAACUCAAGUCCAAGGCUGGCAAGCCAACUAUUGGUGUUGAAUGGAAGGGUGAAGACAAGCAAUUCCAACCAGAAGAAAUCUCAGCCAUGGUUCUCGGUAAAAUGAAGGAAACUGCCGAACAAUACCUCGGUACUACCGUUACACACGCAGUCGUCACCGUCCCAGCUUACUUCAAUGAUGCACAACGUCAAGCUACAAAGGACGCAGGUACCAUCGCUGGUUUGAAUGUUCUCCGUAUCAUCAACGAACCAACUGCUGCUGCUAUCGCUUAUGGUCUCGACAAGAAGGACGAUAAGGAAUCACGUAUCUUGGUCUUCGAUCUUGGUGGUGGUACUUUCGAUGUCUCACUUUUGUCCAUCGAUGACGGUGUCUUCGAGGUCUUGUCUACCGCUGGUGACACUCACCUUGGUGGUGAAGACUUUGACAACCGCGUUCAAGAAUACCUCGUCAAGCAAUACAAGAACAAGACUGGACAAGACCCAUCAAAGAACCAACGUUCAAUGGGUAAACUCAAGCGUGCUGUUGAACAAGCAAAGCGUCAACUCUCUUCACAAGCAUCAACAAAGGUUGAAAUCGAAGCCUUCUACCAAGGUGAAGAUAUGGUUGAGACUCUCACCCGUGCCAAGUUUGAGGAAAUCAACAAUGACCUCUUCCGUAAGACUUUGAAGCCUGUCCAACAAGUUCUCAAGGACGCAAAGGUCGGCAAGGAUGAAGUUGACGACAUUGUCCUCGUUGGUGGUUCAACUCGUAUUCCAAAGGUUCAACAACUUCUCCAAGAAUUCUUCGAUGGUAAGCCACUUUCAAAGGGUAUCAACCCUGAUGAGGCUGUUGCAUACGGUGCUGCUGUCCAAGGUGGUGUUCUCUCAGGUGAAUCCUCAGCUGAUGACAUCUUGCUUAUUGAUGUUUGCCCACUCACCCUCGGUAUUGAAACUACUGGUGGUGUCAUGACAAAGCUCAUCCCACGUAACACUCAAUUACCAACCAAGAAGUCACAGAUCUUCUCAACAGCUGCUGACAACCAACCAACCGUCUUGAUUCAAGUUUACGAAGGUGAAAGAUCAAUGACAAAAGAUAACAACUUGCUCGGUAAAUUCGAAUUGACUGGUAUUCCUCCAGCACCACGUGGUGUACCACAAAUUGAAGUCACCUUCGAAUUAGAUGCCAACGGUAUCUUGAAGACUACCGCAGCUGAUAAGGGAUCUGGUAGAUCAGAAUCUAUCCAAAUCAAGAACGAAAAGGGUAGAUUAUCCCCAGAAGACAUUGAAAGAAUGAUCCAGGAAGCUGAAGAAUUCGCUGCUGAUGAUGAAGCACAAAGAUCAAAGGUUGAAUUGCGCAACAACUUUGACGGUUUCAUUGGCACUGUUAAAGGUCAAUUAGCUGACUCUGAAGGCUUGGGUGGAAAAUUAUCAAAGGAAGACAAGCAAGCUUUGCAAUCAGAAUUGAAGGAUGCUGAAGACUGGAUCCAAGAACAAGGUCAAUACUUGGAACCACAAGAAAUUGAAGACAAAUUGUCAGAAGUCCAAGCAUUUGUUUCAUCAAUCACCCAAAAGUUAUACGAGGAAGGCGGACAUACCGACCAUCACCACGAUGAACUUUAAAAUUCUUUUUCUUACGUUUUCUUUGCAUGGAUAAUUUAUAUCUUUUUACGAUUCUACUGUCAUGAGCUCAUCACG